GCAUGUAGUAACUCUACUGGUUUCUAGGUGUAGUGAACCACAUAUUAUCUGAUAGUAUCUCUGAAUAUAUCUGAUCUUGAGCUGCAUGCACUUUAUCAUGUGUAUAGUUGUAGACUGCUGGAGCAAUUCACCCAGCAUCUUCUCUAGGAAGAUGCAGCGUCACGCACCUUUGACUAUACUAUAAGCAGUAGGAAUGGUUAGUAUUGUUUGGCCAAGAUAAGAUAAUAGCCGGGAAGCAGAAAGAUGUCGUCUCCGCCGGUGAAACUCAUCGGCUUCUUCGGCAGCCCGUACGCGUUCCGCGCCCAGGCGGCCCUGUGCCUCAAGGGCGUGCCUUAUGAGCUCCUCCUCGAAGACCUGUUCGGGACCAAGAGCGACCUGCUACUCAAGCUCAACCCCGUGCACAAGAAGGUGCCCGUGCUCCUCCAUGGCGGCCGGGCCAUCAGCGAGUCCCUCGUCAUCGCCGAGUACAUCGACGAGGCCUUCGACGGGCCGCCCCUCCUGCCCACCGACCCAUACGACCGCGCCAUGGCCCGUUUCUGGGCGGACUUCAUCGAAAACAAGCUGACGAAGCCGUUCUUCAUGGCGCACUGGGUCGAGGGCGGGGCGCGGGAGAGGUUCGAGAAAGAGGGCUUGGAGCUGCUGUCGCUUCUGGAGGCGCAGCUCAAGGGGAAGAAGUUCUUCGGCGGCGACCGGCCCGGCUACCUCGACAUCGCCGCUUCCGCACUAGGUCCCUGGAGCAGCGCGAUUCAGGAGGUGAUGGGGGUGACCGUGGUGAAGGAGGACGGGCACCCCGCCAUCGUCCAGUGGGCCAAGGAUUACAGCUCCCACGAAGCUCUCAAGCCGUGCAUUCCGGACAGAGAGAAACUCCUCGCCUACUUCACUGAGAACCUGGAGAGGUACAAAACUGCCGUCAACACAAUGUUGCAGCAACAGUGAUAUAAUCAGUCCUUCAAAGAAAACAGUGAUGCAAUCAAGGGCAAGAAGAACACGCCUCCCUCUAAAAAAAAGAAGAAGAAGAACACGCCUCUGCGCCUGGAUCACAUAUGCCCAGUGAAAUAUGUGCAUGCCUUUUUUUCUGCGAAUAAAUAUGUCCAUGUCUCACAUAAAUGGAUUUUAAUUACUUUUUUUGCGAGGAUUUUAAUUAGUUCUGCUAAACUUUAUUUUGAUGUAGUCCAAUGACUACAUUACUCUUGUUUCAA
Panicum hallii is the source of this 1199-nucleotide messenger RNA. Its product is annotated as glutathione S-transferase U8-like. Gene Ontology annotation, molecular function: glutathione transferase activity. NCBI's taxonomy places the organism in Eukaryota, Viridiplantae, Streptophyta, Magnoliopsida, Poales, Poaceae. Gene Ontology annotation, cellular component: cytoplasm. The coding region runs from base 244 to 936 and encodes 230 amino acids. The transcript is spliced from 2 exons. The record is from RefSeq and is a predicted model, not a curated record. Gene Ontology annotation, biological process: glutathione metabolic process.